AGGUUAGGUUUCAAGAUGUGCACAAUCCCAACCCUGAAUUUUCUUUCCAGCUCAACAGGUUGUUGUACUUACUUGCUCAUUGAAAUGUAGGUGGAGUCUUCUCCUUCAGUGCCUGUCUGGAUCACAAAGCUGCUCUCUGCCUUCGUCUUUCUUCCUGUCUUUUUUACUUUCAUACACACACUUUUCAUAAGCCUUUAUUAAACUGCUGUUUUUCCAAGGCUGCUGAAACAAUAGCAGGAAGAACUUUCCGCUUGCGAGUCAAACUGCUAAGACCCAAACAAGAUGGUUCAGUACGGCCUGGACUAUACACGCUGCAGAUGGAUCUUACCUCUUCUUCUGGGUUUAGCAGUGAUCUUUGGGAUCAUUUCACUGGUUGGCUGGGGCUGGGUAACCUCAGAUGGCCUGCCAUUUGCACAACGAGGUUCGUUAUGGAAAUUAUGUUCUUUAGAAGAUGAAUGGCAAUGCAGAUCGCUCAUGGAUUACGCCUGGGGUAGAGGUGCAGCUGCCACUUUCUUGGUUGGAUUCAUAAUCGUAUGUAUCUGUUUUGCCUUAUCCAUCAUCGCAUUUGCCAUCCCAACGCUUCGGUUCAACUUCAUCAGAGGGAUAGGAGGCCUAUUGUUUGUUGCAGCUGUAUUCUCGCUAAUGGGCCUUAUCAUCUACCCUGUAAUGUUCUCAAGAUAUAUAAGUUUCCCAGCAGGUAGUAUGGCUGAGUUCGGCUGGGCCUACGGUUUUGGGUGGACCAUGUGUCUUAUGGCUAUAGGUCUCGGAUUCUUCUUUUGCUGCCUCCCCCUCUACGAAGAUCAUAUUUUGGGAAAUGUCAAACCUUAUUAUUAUGGAGAUGGUAACUAGGAGUAGCAGCAGAGUCACCUUAUUGAUUUCCUGAAUCUUUGCUUUCCAGAUAUGUGCAGACUAAAAUAUUCUCCUGCACCCACUUACUACCAUCUACUCAGCCACAUUGAAAGCAGUAAAGAGGCUUAGCAGCUUAAUUUAAAAAAAAAAAAAAAACCACGCCCAAUAUGUUAAAAAUAAUACCUUAUUUUCCAUUUUUUGUUUGAUGUGGAUUAGUUAGUUUUUUUGAUAUAAUUUUCUUGAUUCCUAGGAAGAACUAGGAGUAAUAAAGUUAUACCUUUGCUCUUUAAUGGGCAAGUUACAGUGCAGUUGCCUUUCAGAGGUAGAGCAGAUCUAUCAAACUGAUCAAUUGGUAGAACUCAUAAUUGAAGAAUUGUGUAUUAAAUUCUACAUAUUGAAAUGAAUCUGAUCUGUUUCCAUUGAAAGGGAAUUUGCUGCCAGUGGUACUGUUGGAAACAAUCUACAUGCAUCCUUUUGUUUAAGCCAAUGGACUUUUAAUAAUUUGCACACACAAAAAAUGUCAGUGGCAGUAUCAUUUUGUGAAGGCAAUCUGGUACCUAAAUGGAAAACCUAACAAUAUCAUUAGCACUGACAUACUGAAAUAUUUAGUUUAGAUGGUUAAUAUAUUAAUUACAGUCAGAUGAGUUAGUCUCCUGUAAUGUUUUAUCAGUUGAUCCCCUAGCAUCUACACAACUUACAUUCUUCAGAUAUUCCUAUAUUGCAGGAAAAAAGCAUACUGUCUUAUGAGAUGUCCAAAUUCUGCUGUAUUUCAGAACAUUUGUUACACAUACCACCAGAAAUGGAAUUUUGGAGACAUGAAAACAAAUUUAAAUUCAUGGAGCUCCAUUUUACAUUUCACCUGCCUGCUAGCAUAUUGCAAAUACAUUGUGUAAGCAAUCACUCACAAAAUGGCUACAGAUGUGAGUCUUAGUAAGAGACAUCCAGCAUGAUGCUUCCUAGGCCUCUUCAUGCUGACCUGACCUGACCAUUCCCUCAUUACUAAGAUGAAUGUGUGGAAAUUCUGGGCUCUUCACUGCAUACGUUUUAGAUUUUUUUGUCAAAAGGAGGACCAUAAUAACUCGGUAAAAGAGCACAUGAUUUGUUUGCAAAAGAUUCCAAGUUCCAAUCCCUGGCAUCUCCAGUUAACUAGGUGAUAGGUAGUAGGUGAUGUGAAAGAGUCCUGCCUGUGUUCUUCAAGAGCUGCUGCCAGCCAGCCACCAGGUCUUAAAUGGACAGUCUGGGCCUCGUGUAAGACAGCUUCCUAAUGUGACUGGGAAUAUGUAAUAGCAGAAGAAACCUAUUUCUAUCAUCUUAAAUGAAAAUAUGGAACAAAUAUCUAUACCGAUAAUGUAUGCCCAGUUUCACAACAGCCCCCUUGCCCCAAAACACAGUUUAAAACAAACAACUGUAUUUCAUAAUGUUCUCUCAUAAUAAAGAAGCAAAGCUAUGCAAGAUAACAGUUUGCUGAUGUUCUUACUAUGCUUUUGUGCUCAUAUCUCUUAGUUUUGCCAUUUUGCUUCAUUAGGGGCCAGUGUUUGGGGGGGAAACUGUAUAACUGCCAAAAGUAUUAUUUUCACAGAGGCAAUUGUUUUGUAAUAUAUUUGUCUUUCUCUUUAUGUACAACAAUUGGUAAGAAGCAGCACAAUCCCUCUUUAUCUGAAAGGACCCAGAUGCUGCAUUAAGGAAGCCUAGUGGGUAUUGAAUUGGGAAACUGCACCACAGGAAUGGGCCAUUUGGUAACUAGUUCCUCUUUACCGGUGAAGCCUGCAGAAAUUUUUUUGGGGGUGGUGGUAAUAAAACAUUCUCCUCCUUGCUGGCUUUCAUGCUGUGUACCGCUAUUGCUGUUGUUUUAUCUUUUGUCAUUUAUCCUGACCAUCUUACAGGCCAAUGCUAUGCUUACUCUCAAAUCUCAAGUAAGAGCAUAUAGAAUUGUAGUCUUAGAUUGUAAGCCCAUUGGCAGGAACUGUGUAAUGUCUGUGUUCUGUAUGCGAUCUAAUUUCAAAUGUGUUAGCUAAGUGUUAACUAACUUAAGUAGAUGUAAUAGUUGAAUUCCAAUCCAAGCACACUGUUCUGACAUAAUUUUGAAUAAUUCUUAAAAAUAUUAUGUUAUAUUAAAAAUCAGUUAAUAAAA
Rhineura floridana is the source of this 2980-nucleotide messenger RNA. Its product is annotated as p53 apoptosis effector related to PMP-22-like. The transcript has 3 exons. Gene Ontology annotation, cellular component: cell-cell junction; membrane. The coding region runs from base 283 to 849 and encodes 188 amino acids. The record is from RefSeq and is a predicted model, not a curated record. Gene Ontology annotation, biological process: cell-cell adhesion. Lineage: Eukaryota; Metazoa; Chordata; Lepidosauria; Squamata; Rhineuridae.